AUGCAGAAAAAAAGUACGUAAUCAUAGAGUGGAACAACUAUUUCAUGAGUAAAGCGUCAUCAGAGUUGUGGUUUUUCAUUUAGCACUCCCAGAAAAAUUAUAUUGUUUUUGUGAAAUUGAAAUACGGCCGAAAAUGGUAUUACAAUAAUUGCGGAAUAAUUUUACUUGGUGCUGUUCUUCUUUUUAAUUUUGUUUUAAUUUUUACAGCUAUACCGCUCAGGUUGCAAGGACCAUUAAGUGCAAUAGGCACUGGUCGCUUGGAAGUAUUCUACAAUGCCAUAUGGGGAACAAUCUGUGAUGAUUCUUGGGAUUUUAAUGAUGCGAAAGUUGCAUGUCGGCAACUUGGUUAUACAUAUGCUCUUAGAGCUCUUGAUGGCGGUGAUGUUCCUGAUGGUAUUGGACAGAUCUGGUUAGAUGAUGUCAAUUGUACUGGGGUUGAACAAAACAAACAUAGAUAUUUUCCGUUCUAGGUCGAAAAUUAAACAUGCCCACGGCAAAGUUUUAGAUUUUAAUGUGCUUUAUCGUAAUCUUUUGGUUUUAAAUUUAAAAAGUUAAAAUUGAAUGUCACGGAAGCCCGAGAAGACGGCAAUAUUUUCUAGUUCGCCUUGGUGUAAAUUUCGCGUUUCUUGCAUUAUGAUUGGCUGAGAGCGAAAAUGUAAACAAAUGCGCUGAUUGGUCGAGCACCAAAUCUGGCCUUGUUACCUGUUUAAACAAAGUAUAACUACGAACUAAUGCUUUCGCUUUCUGAAAGUGACUAUAUGAUUUUAUUAUUUGAGUAAAUGGCGCCUAAUCUUCGGUUUUGUCCGGCAGGUUGUCGUAAACUACAAGAUUCCAUGGUCUAUACUCCAUUGUGCUUGAGUAUCACGCUUGUAUAUAAUGCUUGUAAUUUUUCUUGGGAAGAAAUAGUUUUUUGAAAUAAGCAAAAUAAUCUGAAAAGUAAGAAUAUUAUUCUAGCCCACGUGCAGCUAGUGCUUAAUAUGUAAAACUGAAGUUUAAUACCUUAUUCGUACACUUAGUUUCGCGCGUACCUAAUUCCGCGAUUUUUUCGAGGCAAUGUAUUUCGCAAAACUUUAUUUUCGCUAUUUUGAUGGGGGAAAAUAGAAAAGGACAUUAAAUUUCAGGAGAGCUUUCUGAAUAAUAUUUUAAUUUCUAUAAAAGUUUGAACUACAAUUUAACUUUUAAAACAAGUCAACCUAAGGAAUAUAUACUGUCUCGGGUCGUCCACAAUGUUUUUACUCAUUUUUAUUGCCGGCCAGUAACAAUUAAGACAAAAUGCAAACUGUAGGUUAAUACUAAGACCAUUAUUAAAUAAUUUGUCAUUUAAUUUGAUAUAUGCAUGAGCUGCAUGUUGUUGAUCAGGUUCAUCAAGAAUUAGUUGAUGAUUCAAACUUUUGACCAGGGUGUUUAAAGAUAUAAUCUUGCCAGGGGACUUUAACUGCAAUCUAUUAUCUACCGAAACGAAUAUAACAACUAAGAAACUUAAAGUCUUAAUGCACAAUUAUCAACUAAAAUAACAUAUAACUGCACCAACGAGAAUAACUAGCAAUAUCCAAUCCCUGAUCGAUAUUAUUAUCACGAAAUGGACGAUACUAAAAGCAUUAACUCAGGGGUCAUACAUUUACUUAGGGACUAGCGACCACAGUCUUGUUUAUAUUGUACAGUAGGCUAUGCCGUAAAAUUGCCAAUCAGAAAGAAAUUCCUAAAUUAAUAGAAACUAGACAAUUUAAACAUUUCAACGCUUUACGAUUUCAGAAUGAUUUAAGUGAAGCAUUCAGCUCUUUCUCGACUUUCAAUAAUGAUCCAAACAAGGCGUUAAACUUGGAAAUAAAUCUUUUUAGAAAUCGCAAAUAAACAUGCCCCACUUAGACAAAGAAGGGUUAAAAGUGAAUAUUGCCGAUGGAUGACUAAUGAGAUUAAUUUCAGAAACAGAGUUAUCAGAGGGCCUCUUAUACCUCUUCACAAAAUGCUUUCACGUAAAAAUAUUUUGCCUUUUCACGAGUCACGAAAAAUUGAAAAAAUUCCUUCACAUUCACGGAAAAAUCGAAGCGAUCACGAUUCACGUAAAAAUAAAACAAAGUUCACGAAUUAUUAUAGGAUGUCUUCCUUAAUUGUAGAAUCAUUGUACUCGUCUGUACUUACCUCGACAUGCUUUCAAACCUCCAACUAUGUCGAAAACAGGCUUCUGUACAUCAAGUACUUCAAAAAACAGCAACAAACCGUAUUUAUUCUUUGGAAGGCUGAUCACACAAAAGGUCACAAAACAGAAGAUUCACGAAUCACAAAUAUUUCUGUCUGCCAUUCACGGGUCACGGUUAAAUCGAAUCUUUCCUUCACGUGCACGUGAAAGAUUGGAAGUCAUACCAUCACGAAUCACGGAUUAAGAAAAUCAUCGAUCACGUUUCACGGCUAAGUAAAAUAAGCCCAUCACGCUUCACGCAAAAAGUAUAAAGGGCCCUCUUAUCACAGAGAUUACUUAAAAAAGAAAGCGGUUAGUCUGAAUUCACCUUACUAUUUCCAGGCCUAUAUAAACAAUGCAAAAAUCAAUUAAUUAACAAAUGCAUCAAGGAAACAAAGAGACUUUAUUAUAACUCUGAACUAGCCAAUAGUAUAAACAGUAAAGAGAGUUGCCAAACAAUUAAUGAAUUAUUUAAUCGGAAAACUAAAACAACAACGAUCAAUGAUCAACGAGAUUAAUAUGAAUGGCAAAACAAUAGUAGGCGAUGAAGAAUUUGCAAAGGAAUUCAAUAAAUAUUUCUCUGAAGUAGGCAAAAAACUAGCAGAAGAAAUUCCUGAUAACGAUAUUGACCCUUUACAUUAUGUCACUCAGCUCCAGUGUCCAAUUCAUUUACUUUCAAAACAAUAUCAGAAGAGGAUGUAAACCGCAUUAUUUCCAGUAUGAAAACCUGCAAAUCUGCAGGAAUUGAUAAAAUCUCGGUCAAACUCAUACAAACAGCAGGGAAAACUAUUCAACUUGUCUUUAAAUACUGCCAGAUGGUUGGAAAAUUGCUUGUGUUACGCCAAUCUAUAAAUCCGACAAGAAGACAGACUUUGCAGGUAAUUAUAAACCAGUUUCCAUUAUAUCGAAUGUAAGUCAAGUCUUCAAAAAAAGUUAUUUAUAGCCAAUUUUAAAAUUACCUUUCUGAAUGAAAACAAAGUUAUCGCUGAAAAUCAAUCCGGUUUUCGUCCAAAUCAUUCAAGAGAGACUACUCUCUUACAUUGAAAAAUCAAUUAUUUGGACAAUAUGGAUAAAGCACUGAUUAACGGAGUAGUUAUUUAUAGAUCUUAAAAAGGCAUUCGAUACGGUUGAUCAUGCUCUACUCCUGGCAAAACUUGAACGAUGUGGAGUAAGAGAAACGGUCAGUAUAAUCUGCAGACUGCGGACUGCAGACUGCAGACCGGACUGGGUACAAAAUGCAGACUGGGGGUAUAAAAUGCAGACUGAGGAUAAAAUGCAGACUGGGGGUGAAUUAGGGAUAUUUUACAAAUUCCCGCCAAGCCAUAGUCACGUGAUCGUUCUUGUUGAUACUAUUAAUGUUGAAGCUAGUCACUUUCAUCAAAAUGGGCCACAGCGAUGUAGAGGUAUUGAUAUUAUAUGAAUAUUUAUAUUAUUCUCAUCCAACCGUAAAACUUGAUAACUUUAAAGUGCCUAUGACACGAAAUUUCACCCCAAAUGUUUAUGGUUGCAUUGUAAAGAUUACUUAAAAUGACUUAAUAAUUUCUUUUAUAGAAUUUUGGUAACUUGCUCCCUUUUCAAGAUAUUCAACUUUGUUUCAUAUGCAAAUAUCACCGGUGUGACAUCACAUCGCUUAAUGAGUUUUCAGAAAAGUAUAGUUUUCUUGACGAAUACGGAUCUAAAAAACUUAAAAAUUGCUCUUGUAUAUGUAUUAAUUUCAUAACUGGUAAUUAACCCUCUGUAUUUGUUUGUAAAAAUAUUUUAUCAAGGUAAAAUAUUGCGUUUUCAAAAUGUCAUUAUGCGAUGUGAUGUCACACCGGUGAUAUUUGCAUAUGAAACAAAGUUGAAUAUCUUGCAAAGGAAGCAAGUUACCAAAAUUCUAUAAAAGAAAUUAUUAAGUCAUUUUAAGUGAUCUUUACAAUGCAAUCAUAAACAUAUGGGGUGAAAUUUCGUGUCAUAGGCACUUUAACACAUUUCUUUGCGUUUAAUAUUUGAACGUUUGGUUACUUUGCAUUACAUCGGAACAAUGAAAUCUGGACGUUUUGAGUGUGAAAUUUUAAUUGUAUAUAGUCACUAUAUAUCGUGUCGACUGUCGACAAGCACUCUACUCAUAUAUGUUUCAAAACUCGGCAAACGCAAGCUUGCUAUUGGUCUAUAUAUGUAUAUGAACUUGAAUUACAGGAGCGAAACGCUUGAAAAUAUGAAAAAUUGCUAAUACAAAACCAUGUGCUUGACAGUCGACACGUACGAUAUAUAUACCAUUACAAUUUCACACUCAAUAUUCACCUGAGUACACUACACCAACACAGAAAAAAUUCAUAUUACUAGAAUGCAUUGGUAUCGAAGGAACUAGAUUCUGUUCCGAAAUAUCACUUACUCGAACCGUCCUGACCGCGUAGCUCAGUUGGAAGAACAUUGGGCUAGUAUUCCAAAGGUCGUAGGUUCGAAUCCCACCGUGGCCGGGCAUAUUUUUCAAGCUCGCCCGGUGUGGAUAUACACUCAGAGUAACACCACAAACCAAACGUUCAAAUAUUAAACGUAAAGGAAUGUGUUAAAGUUAUCAAGUUUUACGGUUGAAUGAGAAUAAUAUAAAUAUUCAUAUAAUAUCAAUACCUCUACAACAGUGGCGUAACGUUAAAGCAAGGGGGCCCCUGUUCAAAAUUUUCGAAGGCCCCCUGGUAGAAGUGCCAAAGGCACAAGUCAAGCGCCGUAUAUGCACAAGUUUUCUAGGGGUCCAGGGCUCACCCGGAAAAUUUUUGAAUCUAGACUCUCUGAAAUGCCAUUUCCUGGACUUUGGGGAGAGAUUUUACAGAAUUCUGAUGGUCAGAAACCGACAUUGUAACAUACCAGAGGCCCUGGCCAAUGUUUUUGCUUUAUCGCCUAAGCCAGGGGGCCCCCAUUGGGGUUGGGGCCCCCGGGUUUUCCCGGUCUGAGCCCAUAGUAGUUACGCCACUGCUCUACAAUAAUCUACAUCGCUGUACAUGUCUUCGUCCAUUUCGACUAUGGCUUGGCGGGAAUUUGUAAAAUAUCCCUAAUUCACCCCCAGUCUGCAUUUUAUCCUCAGUCUGCAUUUUAUACCCCCAGUCUGCAUUUUGUACCCAGUCCGGUCUGCAGUCUGCAGUCCGCAGUCUGCAGAUUAUACUGACCGGUAAGAGAAACACCUCUCAAAUGGUUUAAAUCUUACUUACAUCAGAGAAAACAUGAAAGUUUGCAAAAUAAACAAUGUCGUGUCAGGUGCAGUUGAAAUUUAUUGUGGCGUCCCACAGGGCUCAAACGUUGGUUCUUUACUAUUUAACUUAUACGUUAAUGACCUUUCUAACUGUCUACAGACGGCAAGGCUGCCAUGUUUGCGGAUGACACCAACCUUUCUUGUAAGGGGCAAUCGUCUGCAGGCAUUGAGUACAAAUUAAACUGCGACUUACACAGUAUUCACAAAUGGCUAAUAAUUAAUAAUUAGUUAACGUUAUACCGUAAGAAAACUGACUUUAUGCUUAUUGGAUCACAACAAUCAACAAUGGGUUAGAUAAAAUCCUCAAAACUCCAAAGAUACUAUAUGGCGAACAUCAGAUAAAAAGGGUAAGGGAAAAACUGUUCUUGGACUCAUAAUUGAUAACCAAUUAAAAUGGAACAAGCACAAUGAUGAACAGUGUAAGAAAAUUUCAAAAACCAUAGCCCUUUUACGAAAAGCUAAAGACUUUGUUUUAGAAGAAGAAUUAGUUACAACUCAUUAGUCUUACCACAUUUUAACUAUUGCUCUACUAUUUGGCAUGAAAAUAACAAAUCUCAUAUCGAUAAAUUAUGGAAAUUACAAAAGAGAGCUGCACAGAUCAUAACUAGUUCUGCAGACUACACUAUUAGAUCAUCCCAAGUCUUUGAAACCCUUCAAUGGCAUCCAAUAAAAAAUCUCAUGGACAAACGAGAUCUAACAAUGAUGUUCAAAAUUCUAAACAACAUGGCGCCUAAUUACUUAACAAUAAUGUUUCGUAAAUGUAACAAUUCUACAGCAAUUAUUCAUUACGGAGUAACAAUUUAAAAUUGAGCCUUCCUAAGCCAAAAACAGAUUUUUUAAAAAGAAGCUUCUCCUACGGUGGGGCUGUCGACGAGUGGUAGACGAAUCCCAAUCUAUUUCUUCUUUUCGUAGCUUACUUAAUAAUUAUUAUGAAAUUUUGUAAUAAUUUGUAAUGUAAUGUCUAAUGUUGUAAUUCUUUUUUUAAAACACACGGCCCUUCGAAAAUCACGCAAGUAAAAAGCUACCGUGUAUAAAUAAUUUUAAAUAAAAAAAAUAAUGAUAAUAAUAAUCUUGUGUGUGUAAAUUUCGCGAGGCUUUUUAUUCGCAAGAUUUUAAAUUUGCGAUUUUUUAUAUUACAAUCGCUUAAUUAAGAUUUGAUUGUUUUGAGAGUUGGACAUCAAAUUUUGAGAGGUGGGUAUCAUGAACAAAUUUUGAGCAGUGCGGACAUCAAAUUUCGGAUGUAAAUAGCAAAAUCACGAAAACGGGACAUAGAAAGCAAUGCAUCACAGUUACUAAGAGACCAAAAAAACGGGAUAUGCUUAUGGGACAAUAACUAAAGUACAACCUCUACUCACUAUACAUCAAAUUCAAUCAAAUAUGACAAGAGAAUUAAAAUAAUCAGAAUGAUUUUUUCCAAAAGAGCAAAAUUCUCUCAUUAUGAAUUGUCAAAUAAUAUAAUCAGAAUCGAAUUCCAGCCAAAAGUAACCAUAGAGUGAAACGACUAUUCAUGAGUAAAGCGUCAGAGUUGUGGUUUGAAAUUAAUCAUUUAGCACUCUCUGAAAAAUGCUAUUGUGUUUGUUUUUGUUUUUGUGAAAUUGAAAUGCGGCGGAAAAUGAUAUUGCAUGAUUAUACUUGGCUGCUGUUCUUCUUUUUAAUUUUGCUUUAAUUUUUACAGCUAUACCUCUCAGGUUGCAAGGACCAUUAAGUGCAAAUGGCACUGGUCGCUUGGAAGUAUAUUACAAUGGGAAAUGGGGAACAAUCUGUGAUGAUUCUUGGGAUUAUAAUGAUGCCAAAGUUGCAUGUCGGCAACUUGGUUAUACAUAUGCUGUUAGACCUCUUCAAGGCGGUGAUGUUCCUGAUGGUACUGGACAGAUAUGGUUAGACGAUGUCAGAUGUACUGGGAGUGAGCAAAAUCUGACCAGUUGUUCUCAUAGGGGAUGGGGAAAACAAGAUUGCCGGCACAAUGAAGACGCUGGAGUAGAAUGUUCUUCAACAGGUACAUGUAUUAGGAAAUUCCCUUAACGGCUUUAACACCUUCCUAAUAGUGCUAGUUUCCUGGUUAUUAAAUUUAUAUAAAGUAGAUUUUACUUUGAUAAAUUACAUUACAUAAAUUCCGUAUUUUCUUCGCAAAUAUUCUGUUUUGUGAAAUUGAAAUGCCGUCAACAAUAAUAUUGCAUAGCUUUACUUGGCUGCUGUUCUUCUUUUUAAUUUUGUUUUAAAUUUUUACAGCUAUACCUCUCAGGUUGCAAGGACCAUUAAGUGCAAUAGGCACUGGUCGCUUGGAAGUAUAUUACAAUGGGAAAUGGGGAACAAUCUGUGAUGAUUCUUGGGAUUAUAAUGAUGCCAAAGUUGCAUGUCGGCAACUUGGUUAUACAUAUGCUGUUAGAGCUCUUCAAGGCAGUGAGGUUCCUGAUGGUACUGGACAGCCGAUAUGGCUGGAUGAUGUCAAAUGUACUGGGAGUGAACAAAAUCUGACCAGUUGUUCUCAUAGGGGAUGGGGAAACGAAAAUUGCACGCAUGGUCAAGACGCAGGAGUAGAAUGUUCUUCAAGAGGUAAUAACAUCAUUUUGUUUUUAGCAUCUCGUAUGAAACUGUGCAAAACUCACAUCAAUCACAUAACUCCUCGUAAAACAUAAUUAACCGUUAUAAAAAAAUGGCGCCGCGAAUUACAUCCCAGUCAAAUCGAGAAGUGUCGGGCAUUUUAUUAAUAUUGCUAUAUAAUUGCAACACAUGUCAGGCAUGGAAUGGUUGUAAUACAUGGAGUCGCCAUCACCGCAAUGAUUACAUUCGUUUUCGUUUCAUAUAAAGAUUUAUAUAAUAAUAACCUUAAGAAUUCGUGCGAUUUCUGAGCCAUGAUCUAUUAGAGGACAGACGCACGGAAUACGUGAUUAUAGUUUUUAAAAUGUCGAAAAUAUUUGAAAAUUCCACUUAUAAUUAAUUUAUACAAAUUGAAUGAAUUCAUGCAAUUAAAUCUAUAAACAUCAAUAAAUACCUUCGAUAAAUGUGCUUUUAUCACUCAUAAAAGCUAGCAACUCGGCAAAUCUCAGUUCAUUCAGAUGCGACUUCAAAUUCAAUCCGGUCUUCGAAAACAAAUACUAUUUGAUUCAUUUGACCCUGUCGAUGUCACGUUUUCCAGCUGGUUUCUUCACUUCGUGCAACAUAGGCAAUGUUUAAGUGCUUUUCAAUCACCAUAGUCGCUCAGAACUAAAUAAUUGUCUUUUAUCACACGUUUUUAUUUAUUUAAAUCAAUGUUUUUUCACUGUUUUGAUAAAUUUUUAUUUUCUCCUUAUUUAUUAUAAUUAUUACCGUCUAGCGCAUUCUAUAAGCUUAGCCAAUCAGAAUUCAGCACGUGACUUAAGCGAGCCAAUAGCAUUUCGUUAUUUAUAUAGAUCAUGAACGCGUGAUAUUUACGUGUUUCUAUGCACACCCAGAGUUACAUAUCAACAUGUCAGUUUUUGACUGCUAAAGAGACUGAUGGUAUUUUUCAGCACCCUUGAAGCCGACAACAACGACGAAUAGGACAAACUCCAAACCUUCAAUUAUUACUUCAACGAAAGGUAAUUCAAAUGGCCAUUUUGAAGUUACAAUCUUAGAUUAAGGCUCCUUCAUCAACCAUGGAUAAAAUAGAGACUUUUUAACUACCCAUGAUAUGCAACUGUAAAAUUAUUGUUUGGAGUCUUCAAUAUGGAAAGAAACGCGAUGAUUUGAUUUUAGCAGUUGAUUCAGAAUAAAAUUUCCAUUCAUGUUUAUAGUUGUCCAAGUGAGGAAAAAGUACUAAUAAAGACACGAAGCCAACAAAACGUACAGGUUUUCACGAAUUGGGGGGCUCUUGUUGAACGAUCAAUUUUGAUAUUUUGAUAGCACUUGAACUGAAACUCAUAAACACGGUCAUUUUUUCCACUUGCACUAAUUUUUCCACUGCUAUUUUUAUCUAUACAAAAUUAAAUCAAUGGAAAAUGAAGUUUCAAAAUCCUGAUAAAAGAAUAGAAAAGUCUGACUCCACUGAUAUUUAAUAUUUAACAAUUAUUGAAUUCGGUUUUCGCACAAUAUGAAGAAUUAUCAACCGAAGCCGAAGGUUGAGGUUGCUAACGGCAAACUGAGGGCUUGAUAAUUCUUCAUAUUGUGCGAAAACCGAAUUCAAUAAUUGUUUCAUUAUUUAUUUAAAAAAUUCAAAACAAACAUUUGUAUUUUAUUUGUAUUAAGAAAAAAACAAUUCCUUAGUCCUUCGGCAGUCGUCGUCGCGUCAUAUCAAUGGCGUCAGCGAGUCAAUAUGAUUCUCGUCGUCAUAGUAAUAUGGCGCAAACGCGUCCAAAUUUUUUUCAUAUUGACUCUUUGAAGUCAUUUUGCUAAUAUGAAUGUGAAAAAUCCGUAUUUGGUUAGCCAUUGAGUUGAUAUGACAAUUUCACAGUUGGCUGUUAGCCAAUCAGAAACCAGGAAUUUUUUAAAUAAAUACUAAUUAUUAUUAAUUUUAUAUUUCAACCAAUAUGAGCUUACGUUCUCACGUCUUGCGACCAGGCCUUGCAAAGGGGAAAUGACGGCAACAAGCGAAGGAGAUAAUUUGGAGAAGUAAAAGCAUAGUAUUUUUGUUUACGUAUACCAUUUAUCUCACCAAAUCCUCUAUCACUUGUUAUCAUCCUUUGUUGCUUCGCACUUUACUACCCAAAAUGGCAGACAAGGCCUGGUCGCAUCGCUCGCACGGCGUGGGAAUAAUUAAUUGAGACACAAUAAUCCGUAGGUGGAAAGCUGGAGUAAGAUUUAUUUUCAAGUAAUUCUCUUUCUAUAUAGAUCAAUCAUCAGACUCAAAUUCCAGUACUAUGUCCUGCACGGCUCUUUACAUCUUUCUACCCAUGAUCGUCUUGGCAUUAAUAAUCGUCAUAAUCCUGCUUGUACGCAAGAACAGAGCAUCUAACGAGAAAGAAUCUCCGAGAGAAGAAAGUAAUAGAGAGAUGGAAAACCAAGAGAAUAAUAUCCAAGCAUUUACAGAGAGUGACGGAUAUACAGAACUGCAUCACAAUCGCGAGCCCGACAAUACCUAUUUAUCUCUGAACCUUUAUGAAAAUCCCGAUGAUAAUUCUGAUCGUUCGUAUGUGAAUUAUGGUCGUUCGUAUGUGAUUGGUAAUAACAUUAACUAUGUCAAUCAAGGAGCACAACAACGUUCUUCGUAAUACCUUUAUAGCAGUGACGAACAUUUCGCAAAAUAUUGAGGGAGGCACUUUGGUGCUAUCAUAUUGCCGUACAGUCAAAAUACGUCAAUUAGUAUGAUUAUAGUCUGUCGUCAUUUCCCUACCUCCUCCGCAGUCCGUAAUGAAUUAGCCUUUCUCACGCCGCCAUCUUUGGGGUACUAUAAUUUUUCGUAAACGAUUAUAACAAUGUGAAAAGCCGAACAUUUCAGAACAAACUAACCAUUUACAGAGUAAAUUUACCAUCAUACACCCACAAAAUUAUAAAAUGUCGAAGUUACGUGGUGUUACGCUCGCAGGAUUGGCAAAAAAGUACCCCAAAAAUGGCGGCGUGAGAAAGGCUAAUUCCCUAAUUUCGUAAGACAGAGUACGCCCGUUCGCCGUUGGAAAUUGAAGUUUGAGGCUUCCUUCCCAAUUUUUAGAAAGGACUGCUGAGGAGGUAGGUGAUUUACAGUAUUUUGUUCUCUACUACUGUAGCGUAAAUUAUUUCGACACAUGUCCAAUCAAAAGAGUAAAAUGCGCAAAAAGUGCUAGGAGUUGAAAUCGAUGAGAACCUAAACUGGGAAAAACAUAUUGAAUAUAUUACUAGUAAAGUAUCUUCGGGGAUUGGUACGUUAAAAAACUUAAAGAAUUUGUAGACCGAGAUACAUCAGUGCUGGUGUACAAUGUAAUGAUCCAGCCGCAUUUUGAUUACUGUUGUGAAGUUUGGGAUGAGCUUGGCAAAGGCCUCGGCGAACGUCUUCAAAAAUUGCAAAAUCGAGCGGCUAGAUUAAUUAUGAAUUUUAAAAAUGAGCAUGGACAGUCUAUCUUAGCUCGUACUGCUCUCGGUUGGACAUCUCUUGAAGAACGUAGAGCAUUAAUGAAGGCCAAACUCAUGUACAAAACAGUAAAUCAAUUAGCUCCACAAAGACUGUGUAACAUAUUUCAAUUUUCCAACACUGUUAGUAGUUAUAAUCUAAGAGGUUCUUCAACUGGGCUUUUUAUUCCAAGGCACAGGACAAAAUUUUUUUUAAAAAGUUUCAGUUACAGUGGGGCUAAAUUUUGGAAUAGAAUACCAGUAAAUAUUCGAAAUUCGAUAUCUUACAACUCGUUUUGUAAAAACCUUUUCUCCUCGCCCUCGGCAUCCCAAUUAUUAAGUUAAGUAGUUUAGUUUAGUUAAGUGAAUAUUUAAUACAUUUAUAUAAUAAUAGUUUGUAUGUAUUAGUAAAUUAGUCUUCAAAUUGUAACAGUUAGCCAGCAUACCUCUCAUGGAAAUCAGCAUAAUGUUGAAUGAGAUUAGUGUGCCUAAAUAAAGUUGAUCUCAG
Molecule: messenger RNA, 11886 nt
Organism: Paramuricea clavata
Lineage: Eukaryota; Metazoa; Cnidaria; Anthozoa; Malacalcyonacea; Plexauridae
Source: the annotation of a GenBank genome assembly